Labeo rohita (rohu) is the source of this 1393-nucleotide messenger RNA. It is a transcript of the gene gstt1b, whose product is annotated as glutathione S-transferase theta 1b. Gene Ontology annotation, molecular function: glutathione transferase activity. The record is from RefSeq and is a predicted model, not a curated record. Bases 95 to 823 code for a protein of 242 amino acids. Gene Ontology annotation, biological process: glutathione metabolic process. The transcript has 5 exons. NCBI's taxonomy places the organism in Eukaryota, Metazoa, Chordata, Actinopteri, Cypriniformes, Cyprinidae. Gene Ontology annotation, cellular component: cytoplasm.
UUAGUAGGCGAAACUUGUGCGACAGCUCACAGUCAUUUCAUUGCAGUUUUCACUGGGUUGUGUUGUAGUGUAGAAGUCAUAUACCUGCAAGAAAAUGGCUUUGGAAAUGUAUUUGGAUCUCUUUUCGCAGCCCUGUCGCUCUGUUUACAUCUUUGCCAAGAAAAACAACAUCCCGUUCGACUACAAGAAGAUUUCGCUUUUUGAAGGUUAUCAAUAUAGUGAAGAGUUUGGGAAAAUCAACCUGCUAAGAAAAGCACCAGCAAUCAAAGAUGGAGAUUUUUGCUUGGCUGAAAGUGUUGCGAUUAUGAUGUACCUGGCUGAGAAGUUCCACACUGCAGAUCAUUGGUACCCAGCUGACUUGCAGAAGCGUGCUAGAGUAAAUGAAUAUCUAUCAUGGCAACACUCUGCUAUACGGAUACAUGGAUCCAAAAUGCUCUGGUUCAAGCUCUUGAUUCCAAAAGCUCUAGGGACUGAGGUCCCUAAGGAAAAGAUGGACAAUGCAGUAGAGGAUUUUAAUACAUCACUGAACCUUUUUGAGGAGAAGUUUCUGCAAGACAAAGCGUUCAUUGUUGGUGAUCAGAUUUCAUUGGCCGACCUGGUUGCUAUUGUGGAAAUCAUGCAGCCUGUAGGUGCUGGUAUGGAUGUGUUUGAGGACCGACCCAAGCUCAAGGCAUGGAAGGACCGAGUCAGAGCAGAAAUUGGGGCUGAGCUUUUUGAUGAGGCCCACCAGGGAAUCCUCCAUUGCCAGGAGGCAGUGAAAACCAUGGACCCCAAAGUGUUGGAGCACUUUAAACCCAAAAUUUUGAGAUAUUUCCUCUCAUAAACAAACUGGUAGACGUUGUUGGUUAAAACAGCCAGUUAUUCAUGAAAAACUUUUACAUUUUGUGUAAUCACUAAGAAUUAAAUCAAUUAGCUUAAAUUGUAUGUGACAUUUAGUCUUUGUCAUAUUUCAUUGAAUGAAUGCAAUAAUCAUCAAUGUUUCUAUGUACAUGACCUCAUAAAAAGAAGCAAACUGUGAAAUAGCAUGUUUCCAGCUGUGUUCGCUCUCGAAUUGUGAAUUGCUGCACUCACUGUGACCUUAUUGUGUAAAAAGCUAGUGCAAUAACACAGAGACACUCAAUACAGCAUUGUUUCAAAAAAUCACUUAACACCCAUGGGAAGGAGCUGGGAGGAAUGUUUCCUCCCUCUGUGUUUAUGAAAUGUAAUCAGAUAUUAUAUGGUUUCCUGGAGAAUACUCUGCACGAUAGGGAAUGCUACAUGAUACAUACAGUCAGCCUUUUUAAUUAAAUCUCUGUAAUACUGUCAAAAAAAUGUAUCUUUUGUUAUCAGUCUGGGUGUAUUUACCCUCUUCUCUACAAGAGUUACACUACCAGUAAAAAGUUUUUGAACAGUA